UGCGCCCUGGGAGAAGACACGCGUUCAUAAUGUAAAACUGCAGUCUGUAGUAGGCUAUGGCAAGUGGACUACCCGAACUCAACGCAGCGUGACAUUGUUUGUUGUUGAAAGGAAGAAUAGAACGAUGACGGGGUGUGAUGUUUUCUCAGACUUCAUUGCAACGUAGAAAUAAAAGUAAAUUCCCACUUUUUCGAAAGGAAAUGGGCUUGGAGGACAAGGAACUAACGUAAGCGCAAUCUGGGGUUGAUUCCGAGAUGGUAUGUGCGCGCUCCGCGCUGGAGGGACAUUAGUGUCAGUUUUAACGGAAUAGAAGACUCUCUUCUUCGGGUCUAUACUCUAAACUCUAUUGACACUGGCUGCAAGGCAGUAAUGUCAAGAGACAGUAUGACGGCUGUACAAGGUGCCCAUGCACAUAAUGGGAGUUCUGCUGGAUCCAAGGAUAAUGGACAAAAUGCCCAGAACCCUGCUGACAUCGAACCCCAUACAAACGUAGUGCAAUCCGCAGACAUCAAUGAUGGUACGUCUGGGUCUUCCGCGCGUGACCUAACCCAGACAUGGAUUCAGUUUAUAAAAACAUUUGUGUUCAUUUUCCCCAUUUAUGUUUUGGGAUAUUUUGAAUUCAGUUUCAGUUGGCUUCUAAUAGGACUUGUAAUAAUAUGCUGGUGGCGGAGAAACACGGGAGGAAAGACAACAAGACUUUACAGAGCUUUGGCAUUUUUUGAAGAAGAGGAAAGAAGUGUGAAACAAAGUCUGUCAACUUCUGAUUUACCAUCAUGGGUCAACUUCCCAGAUGUUGAAAGAGUUGAGUGGCUAAACAAGACUGUGAGACAGAUGUGGCCGUACAUUUGCCAGUUCAUAGAGAAGCUGUUCCGCGAGACGAUCGAGCCAGCCGUGAAGGGAGCCAAUUCCCACCUCAGCACCUUCUGCUUCAGCAAGAUCGACAUGGGCGACAAGCCUUUGAGGAUCAACGGGGUCAAGGUUUACACGGAGAACGUGGACAAGCGUCAGAUCGUCAUGGACCUACAGAUCAGUUUUGUUGGAAACACUGAAAUUGAUGUGGAUGUCAAACGAUACUACUGCAAAGCCGGUAUUAAAAGCAUACAGCUCCAUGGAGUGUUGAGGGUAGUCAUGGAGCCGUUGCUAGGUGACAUGCCACUGGUCGGAGCCCUGUCCCUGUUCUUCCUGAAGAAACCUCUUCUGGACAUCAACUGGACAGGCCUCACCAAUAUAUUAGACAUUCCUGGACUCAAUGGCUUCUCUGACAGUCUGAUCCAGGAUAUUAUCUACAGCUACCUAGUGUUACCCAACCGAAUCACUAUCCCACUGGUGGGGGAUGUCGAACUGGCUCAGCUACGCUUCCCUAUGCCAAAGGGAGUCCUGAGAAUUCACUUCCUUGAGGCUCAGGACCUGGAGGGGAAGGAUAAAUUUCUGGGGGGGCUGAUCAAGGGGAAGUCCGACCCGUACGGUGUCCUCCAAAUUGGCAACCAGCUCUUCCAGAGCAAGACCAUCAAAGAGAGCCUGCACCCGAAAUGGAACGAAGUCUACGAGGCUCUGGUGCAUGAACACUCUGGCCAGCACCUGGAGAUUGAGUUGUUUGAUGAGGACCCAGACAAGGAUGACUUCCUGGGGAGCCUGAUGAUCGAUAUGACUGAGCUUCACAAAGAGCAGAAGGUCGAUGAGUGGUUUGACCUGGAAGAAGUGUCCACGGGGAAACUACACUUGAAACUGGAGUGGCUCUCUCUCCUCCCCAUCCCAGAAAAGAUGGACCAGGUGUUGAGGAGUGUACGAGCUGACAGGAAUCUGGGCAAUGAUGGACUCUCAUCUGCGUUGCUGAUGGUGUACUUGGACUCAGCGAAGAACCUUCCAAGCGUCUUCACAGGGAGCUUUGGGUGCGGGAACGUAAACGAGAGGAGGGCAUCUGGCCUAGUCUUUUGUGAGAACAGUACGCCAGUGUAUAGAACCUUAUUUUCAGGCAAGAAAACAAGCUGUGAGCCGAGUCCUUUCGUUCAUUUGACAGUUGGGAACAAAUCAUUUGAGAGUAAGUUAUUCCAUUCAGAUUCAUUCUAUACGGGUUACCUUCAGAUCCGCCACAAGGCCAAUGAGCCUAUUUGGGAGGAAGCUUUCUCAUUCCUUGUCCAUAACCCCAGGAGGCAGGAGCUGGAAGUGGAGGUGAAGGACAACAAGCACAAGUGCACCUUGGGUAAUCUCACAGUCCCCCUGAGUGGCCUGCUGGCAGAGGAAGACAUGACGUUGACUCAGCAGUUCCCCCUGAAGAACUCUGGACCCAGUUCCUCAAUCAAACUGAAGCUAGCCCUCAGGGUUCUGUGUCCAGAGAAGCAGACGAGUAUUUCGGACCAGCCGUCCUCCGUCCAGGUGAGGAAGGCCAGUGUGGCGAAACCAGCCGUCCCCUCCCAUGGAUCGUCCAUGUCAGAGGCGCCCCUCGCCCCAGCCCCCGGCACCCCCCCGCCGCCGCUGCCCGCGGACACCACCACUGCCCCGGGCGUCCCCACCCACCAGCGCGAGGAGGAACGGCGCGGAGCUAGCCCGGUCAGGAGCACCCCCAACCUGAGCACAACCAUUUCCAGCUCCCAGAAGUACCUGUCCCACAAAGAUUCCAUGGCCAGCCUGGCGUCGGACGUCUCUCUGCCUUUCGCCACCAUGGAGCUCCAGCAGAGGCUCCGGCAGCUGCAGAAUGGUUCUGCUUCCAGUCCAUACCCCCUGGGGGAGAUCCAGCUGACCGUUCGCCACAGCUCCCAGAGGAACAAGCUGAUCGUGGUGGUGCACGCGUGUCGAAACCUCAUUGCGUUCACCAAGGAUGGAUCGGACCCGUUCAUUCGGAUUUACCUGCUUCCUGACAAAAGCCGCACAGGCCGGAGGAAGACCAGCGCCGUCAAGAAAAGCCUGAACCCAGUGUAUGACCAAACGUUUGAGUUCAGUGUGUCCGUGGUGGAGCUGCACAGGAGGAGCCUGGACAUUGCCGUGAAGAACGGAGGGAGCAUACUAUCCAAACACAGAGGCCUCCUUGGGAAGGUGACGGUGGAUUUGAGUGGUGAGGAUAUAUCCAAGGGCUGGACACAAUGGUAUGAUCUCACUGAAGAUGGCAAACGCAAAAUGAUGCAGGCAUAGACAUGUUGAGUAGGACACCAGAAGACAUCAUCAUAAAAACAUCCUACUUUUUCAACCACAAUGACUUGAAAUUGAAAAAAAAAUAAAAGUAAUGUUGGUUUGACAAAAACUUAAUUUGUAUUGUUAAUUGACAUUCAUCAAAACACAUCUUCUGCUUUCAGUUCACUUCAUCACCUAUGAAAGGGCACAUCAUUUUCAUUCUUUUUUCCUUAAUUUGUGUGUUUAUCAUGUCAAUGCAUGUAGAGAUACCACUUGGAAGUUUACAGUGACCUGCAGUUUUCAACAGUGUUAAUGUUUUACAAAAUGAAGAAAUAGCCCUGUUAAAAGCUAAAGGUUUAUCAAAAAAUGUUGGUUAAUUUGUCACAUGUACUGCCUUGUUUUCUAAGUUGUUGAUAUCUUUACCUACUGGGCUAAAAAGUAAAAAGAAAAUCAUAUUUGCAGGGUUUCAUUGUUUUUUGUUUCUGUACAAUGGAAGAACGUUAUGUUAAAAUCCUAUAUAUUUUUCUUUGACAUUGAAUGGACUCUAUUGAUAGUAUGUAUACACUAGAGGGACUAAUACGGCUACUGUAGUAGUUACAAGCACAAUGGGGAUGAUCAGUAAAUUUUUUAAAUAUAUUUUGGUCAUAGGGUGUACUUUGAUUUUUGUUUACAUCCCUGUGUUUUCCUCAUGCUUACUGUUAUCAAUUACGAGUACAGUGAUCAAAUGUUAUACUACUGUAUGUGCAUCUAGAAAGAUGUGAUCAGAAAUUCUGGUAUAUCUGAAGGGAUUCGGUGCAAUAUAGAAUUAUGUUCAGAUGGGUUAUAGGCCUACUGUAUGACGGGCAGUGAUCUUAUGCUUAGUGAACAGGAAGUGUAUCUAAACAGAUAAGAGUUUGAUUAUUGUAAAAAAUCUAUUGCAAAUGAAUAGAUGUUAAUGCCAGUGGUCACGCACCAGACGUUAUUUCUUUUGCAACUUGUGAAGGAUUGUUUUUAUUUGUCGAGUGAUGACAGAAUGUGCUAGGCAACUCCUGAACCCAAAAGCAAUGCAAAUAUUUUCCAUAUUUUCUAUUACAAACAUCUAAAAUAUGUCAGUUAAUCUCUCCUGUGCCUUAUCAACAUUACACUCCUUCACAUUAAAAAUGUACAAGUCAGGAAUAAGUAUAUUUCUGAUUUGCUUUGAAUAAUAAAUAAUGAUUAAGUGUU
Esox lucius (northern pike) is the source of this 4308-nucleotide messenger RNA. It is a transcript of the gene esyt2b, whose product is annotated as extended synaptotagmin-like protein 2b. Gene Ontology annotation, molecular function: lipid binding. Gene Ontology annotation, biological process: lipid transport. The coding region runs from base 370 to 3126 and encodes 918 amino acids. The record is from RefSeq and is a predicted model, not a curated record. The transcript has 23 exons. Lineage: Eukaryota; Metazoa; Chordata; Actinopteri; Esociformes; Esocidae.